Molecule: messenger RNA, 591 nt
Organism: Diaporthe amygdali
Lineage: Eukaryota; Fungi; Ascomycota; Sordariomycetes; Diaporthales; Diaporthaceae
Exons: 2
Coding region: 1-591 (196 amino acids)
Source: RefSeq, a predicted model, not a curated record
AUGGCUCCAACACUCCCAGAUGUUACUAGUCUUGCGAUUCUGCCCGAGGCAGAAGUGCUAGCCAUCCUCGACCUUCUCUUCGAGCCCAGCGAUGACUUACACACCCUCGCCCUCCCAACCCUGCGCGCCAUCACCUUCGCCUCCUACCCCGAGCUCAUUGACACCAUUCGUGAUCAGCUCCUCGUCAUUGCCCAGAGCGUCCACUCUGACCCCAAUGCCCGGAAGCCCCUUCACUCCAUCCUGGGAUCCCACCCUCGCCUGGGCGAGAAGAAGGUCCACAGCGCCCAGAGCGCCGCCGAGCAGGCCCAGCUGCAGACUGGACCCGAGGGCGAGGCCGAGAGGCUGGCUGCGCUCAACAGCGAAUACGAGGCCAAGUUCCCCGGACUGCGCUACGUGGUCUUCGUCAAUGGGCGCAGCAGGGACAUCAUCAUGAACGACAUGCGGAAGCGUAUCGAUCGGGCUGACCUCGCAGAGGAGGAGAAGGAGGCUAUUAAUGCUAUGGCGGCCAUCGCCAAGGACAGAGCCAGCAAGCUUAACAAAGAAUCCGACGAGUCCACUGUUGGACGCUCUGCUAUCCCCUCAGAAAGCUGA